This is a messenger RNA of Danio aesculapii, 751 nucleotides long. RefSeq names its product GTP cyclohydrolase I feedback regulator (gene gchfr). Lineage: Eukaryota; Metazoa; Chordata; Actinopteri; Cypriniformes; Danionidae. Gene Ontology annotation, cellular component: nucleus; cytoplasm. Gene Ontology annotation, biological process: negative regulation of biosynthetic process. Gene Ontology annotation, molecular function: GTP cyclohydrolase binding. The transcript is spliced from 3 exons. The coding region runs from base 73 to 342 and encodes 89 amino acids. The record is from RefSeq and is a predicted model, not a curated record.
UCAUUCCUCUACGACGCGACGCGAAAGAGAGUCCGGAGCGAUUCAACAGAUAACAGAAGAGUCUGAUCCGCGAUGCCGUACAUCCUCAUCAGCACACAGAUCCGCCUGGAGACGGGGCCCACUAUGGUCGGAGACGAGUAUUCAGAUCCCUCCAUCAUGAAUUACCUCGGAGCCCGAAAAAUCACCGUACUGGGAAACAACUUCUCUGAAUAUCACGUGGACGAGCCGCCAAGACUGGUUUUAGACAAGCUGGAUAAGAUCGGCUACAGAGUGGUCAGUAUGACAGGAGUGGGUCAAACGCUGGUCUGGUGUCUGCAUAAAGAGAGCAGUAACACCCUGUGAAUGCAGACAGGUAAACACGGUAAAACACCACUGUUGAAGAAUCCAGCGCACAGUCAGCUUUCAUAUAAGAAGGUGCACACAUAUAUUCCAGAUGUGUGCAGCAUCUGAACUCUGUGUCUGAAAUCGCAAUACUUUCUGUCAUUCCAGAUCCCUGAAUUCAUUUUCAUUUAUGCACUUUUAAUACAAUUAAGUUUUGUGAUUGUAAUAUAAUACAAGUUGAUUGUGUAAAAAGGUAGUAAAAUGUCUCUUAGUAGACUAAAUAAAUGAUUUCUAUGUAUCAUUUGGUUUUGCUCUGUCUGAUAUUUCUGAAAGUUAUGUAGUGCAUAGUUUCGAUCAGUCUGAAAUUUGUUGUAAACUGUGUUUGUUGUAGAUCUUGUCAUUUAUGUUGGCUUUUUGUGAUUAAAAAUAU